Nicrophorus vespilloides is the source of this 7385-nucleotide messenger RNA. RefSeq lists its product as uncharacterized. Bases 1877 to 6928 code for a protein of 1683 amino acids. NCBI's taxonomy places the organism in Eukaryota, Metazoa, Arthropoda, Insecta, Coleoptera, Silphidae. The record is from RefSeq and is a predicted model, not a curated record. The transcript has 7 exons. Gene Ontology annotation, biological process: regulation of transcription by RNA polymerase II.
GUUAUUAAUUAAUUGAUGUGUCAUUUUGCGUUGGAGAUUUUAAUGGGAGCGAAUCGAUCGAGGUGGAAGUAGAAGGUGAUGGGGUAAGUACAUAGAGUAGUGUAAAUUAUGAAUUUCGGAUGUUAUUUAUUGUUUACGAAAUAUGUGGUAGUCAGUCAGUCGUCGUCGGGUGUAAGCGAGGUGCUCUUUAAGGAUACAUCGGCUUUAAAAUAACAGUUCUAUGUCCGUCUCUCUCUCUCUCUCUGGAGGAAAGUUGAGAAUCGGACGUAGCAAGCUACGAGGUACGUCGCUACGAACUUUUCGGGCUGCGCGCCUCACCGCACGAACGAUUUUGGGCGCAGCGGCAGGGGCCCCCAACGAGCGAGAUCCGCUUAAUGUAGGUACGUUGCGUUCGGCAAGGAUCGGGUGUCGUGGCCCCGCCAUCGGUGGGGGCCCAGGAUGCGCGCACGUCCUUGCUUGCAUCGGACCAUUGUUAUUUCAUGCGUCUCCGUCUGGUAGGAGCCGACGCCCCCCGACCGCGUACAUUGGACUCGGCCAGACCUGUUUUUCGUUCCAUCUCGAGCCACAACAUGGCGUGCACUGUUUGAAAAAGAGCGUUACGGAAGAUCCGUUUCCUCUCCGGUUUUGCGCCCUGGAUGCACGACGCGAGGACCUCGCCACGAACCACCGUACCGCCGCCGUUAGGUUUCGAUGUUUUGGCCGUUUCCACGACAGGCCAACACCACCAGAGCCCGCCUCCUCUCACACGCACCACGCGUUCCCCAGCCGUCCCCGCCGAACGGGAUCCCCGCAACCUCGCGCGCCACCGCCGCCUCCGCCAUAUUGUUGUGUGUGUGUGUGUGUGCGCGGUGUCUUUCAUCCUAACGACCGUAAAAAACAACCUCCAACCUUUCCUCCGGCUAUCGCCGCCGCAGCCGUCACCGUCCUCCACGUCUUCGUCGACAACGUCGUCUCCAUCGUCGCUGUCUCCACCUUCAACGUUAUUGUAGUUGUUGUUGUUCUUCUCUGUUCUUCAGUGCGAGAGUGCAUAUGUGUGUGCUUCAUAAAACAAACGACCAGUGCGGGAUACGCGACAACAACACGACCUACCAACAUUAACUUCAUCCUCCUCGAAAACACACACACAAAUACAUACCUAUACAGGCGCACACACAGGCAAACAUUAUUCCGUUUCUUCGUCGCCGCUUUUUCAUUUCUCACCGCAUACCUACUUCUUCGACAACCUUUUUUCCUGCCACCUUUAAUUUAUACUUUACACCAUACAAUCAUACGUACCACCAUCCAGGCCAAUUUCAAGCAAAUCGCAGUCUAGUGGUGUGUGCAAUAGCGAAAACGAAAAUUCCCCAAAAACGAGGAGCCAAAAGAAGCAGAAAAGUGCGCGAAUAAUCGAAGACGAAGACGUACACAUCCAUACCCACACACAAACACACGUAUAUAUAUAUAUACGAAACGGUAACGGAAAGAAAUACGAGGAAACAUACGAAAAAAAACGUGCUUCACGUGCGGCAGUGUGUGUGAAAGAGAGAGAGAGAGAUAGAUAGAGAAAAAAAAAACGGGGAUUUUGGAUUGCGCAAUUCAUUUUCUCCCGAAGGGAAGAGGAGAGAAAUAAAUAGAAUAAUAAUAAUAUUAUCAAACGUGGAACAGGACUUUUUAAACAAUACACCUAGAAAGUGGCUGUGCUUUUAUUUUCUAAACAAGAAGUUCGUAACCAGUGCCGAGCAAAUUUUCCGUUUCCCAUUCUGCAGAGAAGCAACGUUACAACAAUACACGACGCGUAUUUCGGAUACAGCAAUAUUUUGUUUGUUUGGAGGAGAUUUUACGAGGAAAGAAAAAACCAACCCGCGUGUGCUCUUGUGAGAAUACUUAGUAUAAUGUAAUGGAAACUGUCCAUUCAUUGAGAAUAGAACAUGGAACCGUGCAAAAUGCGAACAUGUCGUAUUCCCAGCGCCAGCCUCCAAAUCACAGGCCGAACCAUGCGCAGCAGACCGAACUCUAUAAGCCUUCGAGAUCGCCGAUUUCGAACGCCACCCGGUAUCCCUAUCCAGCGUCUCCCCAGCUGCAGCCGACGCCCACCCAGCAGAGGUAUUCCCAUUGUCCGCCGUUUCCAUUUAGAGAUAUCCGCCCAGCUCGGAUUUCCCUAUUGCACUCGGAGUAUCCCAGGUCCAGGGACCUGCAUCAAUCCCAACACCACAUCAUUGAACAGGGCCAGCAACCCUUCAAGAAGAUAAGGUUGCAGGAUAACAAAGAUAUCCAACCACUCAGGAUAGACACCAGGGAACAGCAGGGCAUAUACAAUCCUCAAGUUGAAGCAAUAUCACCAACAUUGCCCGAUCACGUCCAGCAGGAAGACCAGGCGUUCCGAACGACGAAGGACGAUUUGUUGCAGCAAAUCAGCAAAGUUGAUCGUGAGAUAGCCAAGGCUGAAUCGCAAAUCGGAAUACUGAAGAAAAAGCAGCAGGAAUUGGAGGAGGCAGCUUCGAAGCCGUCAGUGAAAAAGGAGGAGGAAGAAGUUUGCCAACCUAAACACCAGAGCCUCGCUCAGAAGAUAUAUGCAGAGAACCGACGGAGAGCGCAAAAUGCCCACGCAAAAUUGGACGUUUUGGGUGGAAAAGUUGAUUGGCCGAUUUACAAUCAGCCGAGUGACACGGCGGUCUAUCAAGAGAACAAGAGGCGGAAUAUCAGUUUUAAGAAAUAUCUGCUGGAAUAUUUCAAGAAACGGCACGUGGAGAAAGAUCAACGCAACACUUACCUCACCGACACAUAUAGUAAGUUAAUGCAGGAAUGGCUGAGGAAAGUAGAAAAGAUUGAAGGGAGCACGAAACGCAAAGUCAAAGAGGCAAAGAACCGAGACUUUUUCGAAAAAGUCUUUCCCGAACUCCGGAAGCAAAGAGAGGACAAGGAGAGGUUUAAUCGUGUGGGAGCUCGCAUUAAAUCCGAAGCAGAUCUAGAGGAAAUAAUGGACAAUCUCCAGGAACAGGCGCUGGAAGAUAAGAAAAUGAGGAGUUACGCCGUUAUCCCACCAAUUUUAUUGGAUUCCAAGGAACGAAAGAUAUCUUUUCAGAACAAUAAUGGUCACAUAGACGAUAUGGAGGCCGUUUACAAAUCCAGGCAAUUUAUGAACGUUUGGACGAGUGCGGAGAAGGAGGUCUUCAAGGAGAAGUACCUUCAGCAUCCGAAGAACUUCGGUGUGAUUGCGUCGUAUUUGGACAGGAAGUCUGUCUCCGACUGUGUUCAAUAUUAUUACCUCAGUAAAAAAACAGAGAACUAUAAGCAGCUGUUGAGGAAGUCGCGGCAGAGGACACGCAGCUCGCGAAACAACCCUCAAAAGGUUAAUAGCAGCGCGAACACCUCUGUCGUCGACAUCCUCACUACAGGUGUUACGACUAGGUUGCAAAGGGAGCAGCAGCAGAAAACUGUUAGCAGUCAGCAGCAGCAGCAACGUAACGCAGCGGCGGCUGCUGCUGCAGCUGCUGCCGCUUCUCAGCAAGAUCAACCUCAAGAACCGCCCAAAACCACGACAACUGUGGUCACUACUGCCACUACCACAACAACAUCUACUACCCCCUCGACUCCGAUCACGAACACCUCAUCGACAUUGGUUUCGACUUCGGUUGCCGCCAUCGCAGCCUCCUCCGUCGCAGCUAUUGUCACAACGACGACGACGUCUAUCGCUAAUUCCAACCCGCAGGUACCGAAAUCUCCGGCCGAAACCUCAGAAAACAAAGACAAUUCCACCAUCGUGGAAAUCAAAACGGAGAUCAAGCUUGAAGCGGUCUCCUCGAACAAUGACGACAGUGGCGCCCUUAACGCCGGCUCCGACACGAACCUCAAAAAGGACCCUGCAGAACCGGCGGACAACCCUUUAAGUGAUCAGACAACGACGGUCGUGGAGAACAAAAAGAAGAAGGAGAGGAGAAAAGAUAAAGAAAAUGUCUUGAUGGAGACCACCGAUGAUGAAGCCAACGAUGUUCAAGAUAAAUCAGCGCAAGGUCAGUGCUUGGUAUGCGGAGCGCAGUUGGGUCCGCAGUUGCAUUCACGCCCAUUGGCACCGAGUCAGGCGGCUCAGUACGGCCUGCAGGAGGAGCAAGUGCCACCAAAUGGGCGUGUCUGCAAUACGUGCAGAUGCAAAUGCGUGCGAUCUCGAUUCACGCACUGUCCACUUCCGGCUUGUCCUAACGCCAGGGGGCGUGGCAAGCGACUUCGGUCGUUUCCGCAAAGGCUACAGGAAUUGCCGGCGGACGUCCGGGAGCCGAUCCUAGCCGAGUUCCACGUGCCUAGCGGUGUGACGAAGUGCUGCUCGGCCUGUUUCAACCGAAUCCAGAGACGACUUGGACCGGUUGAAGAAUGGGCCGAAGAGGAAAUAGUCAAUCUACGAUCUGCUCUGACCGAAUUGGGAGCGAAUUGGCAGACGAUCGGUGAACGCGUCAGCAAACCGGCUCACGUUGUGAGAAGCUAUUACGCGGCAAAUAGGAAGCGUCUAAAUUUGGAAUCAUGUUUAGGUGAUCGGAAGCCGACUCUCACCGAUGAAGAAGAGAGCGGUAGUAGCACGAGUAGCUGUGAAGAGCCGAUGAGAGAGCGACAUUCCAGCGAUACGGCGAGCGCUGAGAGUCCGCCAGUUAUUCAAGAGCAACCUCAGAACACCGGCAAAAAAGAGGAUUACGACUCUUCAGCAACUGAAACAGCUGACGAGGGACAAACGCCCGAUCAUUACCAGGGCUCUGCGACGAUUACUCCUGUUAAUACCGAUGGUCAACCUAGACAGAACACGAGUCCUCUGACGGUCAAAGAUUUGAUGUUAAACGUCAUAGAGAUUUCUUUAAAGAAGGCACCCGGUGGUCAACGAAACACGUAUCCACCGACAAGCGGAACGGCACCUACAAUCUCCUCCAUACUAAACUCAAACGAUUCGAACGAGGUGACCAUCGUCAGCGAGUAUAAUCUAAACGCUGCGCCCCGUCAGUUGCCCAAUAAUGACCUGAACAUUGCCAAACUCGGACCUCUGAUUGGCGCCACCAUAACGCCGGUGCCGGUCGCCCAGCAACCCGAGAUCGUGCAGCCACCGCCGCAGCAGCAGGAUCUGGUUGUCAUGCAGGUUGAUGGUCCAGAGAAUGUCACCCUUGAUUUGAGUCUGAAGAAACGGCGAGAUCUAUUGCCGCCGCCUGCCCAUCUGAAGCAGACCCAAUAUCACUACCAUACUGAGCGAAAGCCGUCAGCCGUUUACGUUUCCUCUGUACCGCGACUGCCCAAUAAAAUGCCCAGUCCGAAACUCGCCAAUCCGAAGACUGGUUCAAUAACUUUGGGCACUCCGAUUGUCAACCAAACAAGAUACGAAGCACUGCUGCGACCAGAACUACCGAAGAUGGGCUCAAUAACGCAAGGAACUCCCAUCCAUGUGCCACCUUCGAGGCCCGACAAAAGGUUUGAGUGUUACAAGCGUCCGCCCUUGCCGCAGAUCACGCCUCCGCAGCAUCCGCAGCAAAGCAACUACGCGUACGGUCGCACCCAGCAGAGUUUCGAGCAAAGAAGACAAAUCAUCAACUACGAUUACUUAACGUCGCAACAAAUGCACGGAAGACAAAAUGAGAAGCCUCAAUAUUACGGAGGCAGCCCUCACAGAACACCUCCACCUCCACCGCCGCAGCAGCAACAGCAGCACGCGCCGCCCCAGCAAAGACAAGGGGUCAUUCAGAGAAAUACGAGACCUCACUAUCCGCCUCCUGGUCACGAGGCCCUAAACUCUCUGGUGGAUGUCGCCGUGCAACAACCCAGUUUACCUGUACCUAGUGCACACGAAGGCCUUGGGAAGACGAUUGCUGACAAUUUUGUGGAACCACGGCGAUACCAAUACUUGCAGCAGCAGCAACAGCAGCAACAACACCAGCAGCAAUACAGGGCGAUGCAGCAGCAGCAUCAGCAUCAAAAAAUGGAGACCGAGCAUCAUCGACGUGCUUACCAACAGCAGCAGUUGCAGCAGCACCAACAACAGGCGCAGCACCAACAGCAGCAGCACCAACAGCAGCAGCACCAACAGCAGCAGCACCAACAACAGCAGCAGCAGCAACAGCAUCAACACCAGCAGCAGCAAGUACGACAGGCAGGUCCGCGAAGCGAUUCUAGCACGCUUACAGCUGCAAGUUUGAUCGAUGCAAUUAUAACGCAUCAAAUCAAUCAGCCUGCCGAAGGUGGUCGUGGAGAGGUUGUUCAGAACAAUCGAGAGCCUCAGAGGGCUAGCGACAUACUGUUUCAAUCGUUCCACAGAGAGCAGCCGAACGACGGCAACGGCGAGAUGUCCCCGUCCAUCAUACAGGUGGACCUGGAGGACGGCAGCAAGAAUUUAACGGUGAAGGAACUAGCAGAUACAGUGAUCAGCCACGACUUUGGUACGCGCAACUACUACCCUUUGCAGGAGCACCCCGACUGGAAGCGAAGAUACUCCGCCCAGCAGAAGAAAGAUCUGGAGAGAUCUUCGACGCCUCAGGAUGAACGACAGAUAAUUAGGAUUGCUCAGCCGCAACAGAAGUAUCACGUGGAACCUGUGAGUCCACCGGAGAACCAUUGGCCGAGCAACGAGGCGCACUUCCGAAGGUACCACCCGCAACAAUCGCUACCUUCACACAUAAGUCCUUUGGACUACGUCAAGAAUAAAAUUGAAGAGGCGAUGCGCAUCGAGGAUGGAAAAAAGGAGCAGGAGGACAAUUCGAGCAAGGAUCAUCGUAGUGACAGUCCUGGAGAAAUGGUGAUCGACGAGGAGAAGCAUGAAGAAUUCCAAGUGAACUACUCUUUCACCCCAUACGUCCAAGGAGGUAGUAAAGACGGUCCACAGCAACAGCAGCAGCAACAACAACAACAGCAGCAGCAGCAGCAACCAACCAACGAGCCCAAACCACUUCUGAGCGCCCAGUAUGAAUCCCUUUCUGACGAGGACUAGCAUAGGAUUUUCCUAGCCUCGAGGCUAAAAGACAAUUUAAUCUGUGUAAAUAAUAUAAAAGGAACUUCAGUUUUUAAGUGAUACAAUUUUUCGCUAGGCUUAGGUAAAAAUAAUACUUUUAGGUGUAAAUGAAUUUUAAUUUUUAAUUAUUGUUUUAUUUUCAACAAAAAAAAUAUAAUAUCGUUGAAUCGAAGGAAGAACUCUUGAAGAAGAAAAAUAUUGUUGAAUGUUCUUGGGAACCUUCAAACUUAAUAAUAUGUGUUUAUUUCAAAUUACGACUAUUUCGUUCUACGCAUUCAUAGUUUUUUUUUGUUAAAAAUAAUAAGAGUUUCAACAAUAACACAAAACAAAAACUUAGUGACAAAGCCUGAAGUGCACUUAGGAAUAUUUUUCUUCUUCCCCAUAACAAUCCAAAAAGAAAAAGAAAAAAAACUAAAGAAGAAAAUAGCGUCCAAUU